This is a messenger RNA of Ictalurus punctatus (channel catfish), 4363 nucleotides long. RefSeq lists its product as uncharacterized. Bases 323 to 1870 code for a protein of 515 amino acids. NCBI's taxonomy places the organism in Eukaryota, Metazoa, Chordata, Actinopteri, Siluriformes, Ictaluridae. The record is from RefSeq and is a predicted model, not a curated record. The transcript has 8 exons.
CGUUCACAUUCUCCUCACUGAAGUGCAGAAGAGACUCUUCUCACAAUAUCACACACUCUCAUAAAGGCAAGGACACAGAGGCUUUUACACACUCGCAUCCAGAUAGGUAUUUUGGCAACAUUGUCCAAAAAAAGGCUUUCACGGUGCAAUGGAUAUUGGUGGGCUAUUUAACCCUUAAUGUCAAGGAAAUGGAACAUCAGCACCGACAAAUUCAAAAUAUGAUCUAAAUACAAGAUAUGAUCUAAACAUCUAAAUACAUCAGAAAGGAGGUUUUCCUUACUCCCCUCAGUGAAAACUGUUGGAACAACUCUAUUGGACCUCCAUGAUGAGCUUGAAAAGAAGAAAAUCGAGCAUGGCGUUUAGCUGGCAUAAGUCAUUUACCAUCCUCACACCUUGGAGGAAAGGCAAAGGGGACAUGGCUUUAGAAAGUGAGGUUGUGCUGACGAAGAUGAAGCUCUUCAAAAACUUCCAUGAGAAACUGUUAAAUACGGAGGACUCUGUGUCAAACAUGUCCAUGUCUGAGCAGGAAAUCCCUACACCACUCCAGGCUGAAGAAGCAAUCUCUGUGAACAGUGCAGCACCUGAACCAAACAUGGUGGAAUCAAAGAAAGACUAUUUAUCUGCAAUUUUUUCCAGUUCCCAGUUGCCAGGUUUGUACAAAUUUGAAUCGGAAGACUCUGGGGUAGAGAUGCCUAGUGGAGCGAACUCACCAUCUACUCCAACGGGCUCAGAGCAGAGCUUUGUUGUUCACAGUAGAGAGUCUUCAUGUGACUCUAGCAAUCCGAACUCUCACAUACAAGCCAGAAGUCAUCUCCUCUCACUGGAACAGAGUACAGAAUCCUUUCAGACUGAACCAGCAUCAUGUACAUAUGCCCAAGAAACCAAUCUCACAAUACUGCAAGACAGACCAGAGGAUGAGAUGGAUAAUGUUCAACUGGAGGUUGUAAGAGAUUCAGAAAGCUUAGAGAAUGGAACCUUGGUGAAAGCCUCAGAAAGCUAUGAGGAUGGCUCUUUAUGUGCAGAGACAAUCGAUACAAUAACAGAGGGUGAUGCUGCUGAGGACACAGGAUCAAUUAUCCAUGCCAUUGACACAUAUGAUGGGAACAUGGAAGUGGAUUUGCAACAGCAGACAUUAAGGAAAAGUACAACGAGUGACAGUCUGGAUGAAUACAUGGAGGAGUGUUGCAGGCUUAGUGAGGUGAAUCAGACUCAGUCCAACCCACUAGGUUCAGGACUGGGCUACCUGGAACACAUCUGCCAGCUCAUCGAGAAAAUCGGACAGCUUCAGGAGCACAACCUCAAAUUGCAGAAACAGAUCUGUAUACUGCAGAAGGACGGCAAGAUGAAGAAAACUAAAGUGGAUUUCUUCCUACAGCAUUGUCACUGUGGCGCGUCCAGCUUGGCUUUUCCAGAGCUGAAGAGACAUUCACGCAGUGACUACACCAGCCUAACAGCAUCCAGUGGCACACUGUCUGACCUCACCACCAUUCCUGAGGGCACACAUAUCCCCCUCAGGCCAGCCUUUAGCGAUUGUGAAGGAGGCUGCCAGCAGAUCUUGCCUGUGUGGAGAAAAGGGUUUACCAGGAGGAGCUAUACAGAGGGGGAGGCCAGAUACCUGAGUGACAGCUCAGAGGUACUCUCUGCUCCCCAUAGACGGCCAGAGAACUAUGCAUGGGGCAGGGUGAAGGAGUUGGUGAAGAAGAGCAAGCUGAGGAACCAAAGCAAACUAGGUCUGUCAUCCAGCUCCUUCAAGAGGUCAUGUCCACAGUUAUACCGGCCUGAAUUGGGGCAAAUUGAACUAUCCAGAAGAGACAGGAACUCUAUGAUUGUCCUCGGGCAUCAAAAAUUGGACUAUCAUUGGCCCCACUAGCAUUGAUCAGCUGGACACUGAACAGAUGCCGUAUGAUGAGAAAACAUUUCCCUGAAGAGGAGGACAUGCUGAAGUUGUACAGAACCACAGAACCUAGGCAAAGGAAGACAAGGAAAGGGAGGACAAGAUGAUGUUGAUGAGAAAGUGAUAUGUGAUUGAUGAUGGAAGGGUACAGAUAGAAAAUUGAGGUGACCCUCGUAGCUCAUACCCACAACAUUUAACAGAAAAUUCUUUAUGUUGAUAUGAGUGCACAGUGGACCUACAAAUACAAUGGGUUCCUUUUCACUUUGUAUGUUAGAUGCUAUAUAUGAAUGUUUAAAAAAAAAGUGUUGGCCAUUUGUAUAGUGUAUACAAUGCCAUGCACAAGAGGUGUUACCAGAAAGUAGCAUAACAAAUAAGACAUUUUUGUCAGAACAGCAUAAAUGUCAAUAUAUUCACAUAAAUAAAAUUAAAAAAAAAACAGGAAUAUUUGAAUGUUUACUUCAACAAUAUACUAUGUUAAAAAAAAAACUUUACUAUUGGCUGCUUUUACUUGGGCCAUUUCAAUCAGACUCAGUCUGUUCUGACCAUUUCUGUAAUAUAUCUAAAAGAUUCCCCAACAGUAACAAGAAGCAAAACAUAUGAGAUACUGUUAAGCAGUCUAUAUUUAGAAGAAAAUUGCCUUAAAAAUUGCCUGUGGUCCACCUGACUGCCAGGUGUUACACACUGUUCAUGAUAAUAUAGCUACAGAUAAUACAUAUAAGUAUUACAUCAUAACCAGUCUGCCAGUAACUGUGUCCAAAAACGUAACUGCUAUGUUAUGUAAAUAUAUUACAUUUACAGGACAGCAUGCAGUGAGCAAGACAAACUGGCUAAAGUGUUUCUAUUCCCAGUGCAAAGCCAAGUCAGUACACAACAGUAGCAUCAUAGCCUACUAUGUCAAACAUAGAGUUAAUAAAGGAAGAAAUGUAAGUAUUAUUUGAAUAUGUCUUGCAGUGUGUAUUUUGGUUUGGUGAAAAAGCAUUAAACACUAGAUGGUUUACUGUAUAUUGUUUACUUGCAAUAUUGUAUUUACAAGUUUACAUACUGAAUUUGUCAGAUGGCUUCUAUGGAAAAAAAAAAAGUAUGACUCUUGAUGUAUUGAAAAGAAUUUUGUUGAGAGCUCUCAUACUGUAUAUUGUACUAUACCAAAAUGGAUGGAAUAUUUCAGUAUGCAUAUUGCAUUCCUAUUCCAAAUUAUUUUUAAUAAAUAAAAUUGUGAUAUUUCUAAACAAGUAGUAGUCCUAUUUAUGUUUCACAAAUAUCAUUCAUUCCUUUGUCUAAGAUUCAGUUUGAAUUUAAAAUGAAUUCGAUGGGAUUCUGCAGGACACAGGUCAUCCAUUCCAUUUCUACCUCCUCGUUACUGUUACUUUUCCUUACAAAACAAGGGGAAAUUUAAACAACCACUGAGUUAUACCAAAGUAUAUCAGUUGUACUUUUUGUCAAGUAUGCUUAAAUUAUAUAAAUUAAAUGCAUUGAUAUUUGAUCCUAUAAUAAUGUGAUAUUUAUGCUUGUUUGAAUUGUAUCAAAUUGUAUGAUAUAUGUUCAGCAAAAAAACAUCCCUUUUUCUCAGGAGACUGUAUUUUAAAGAUAAUUUUGUAAAAUCUAAAUAAGCUUUAUAGAUCUUUAUUGGAAAGGGUUUAAACAAAGUUUUUCAUGCUUGUUCAAUGAACCAUAAACAAUUAUUGCACAAGCACCUGUGGAACAGUCCUUAAGACACUAACAGUUUACAUGCAGUAGGCAAUUAAGGUCACAGUUACAAUAACUUAGGAAACUAAAGAGACCUUUCUACUGACUCCAGAAAAACAUCAGAUGGAAGAUGCAAAGGGUUCCUGCUCACCUGCAUGAACAUGCCAUAGGCCUGCUGUAGGGAGGCAUGAGGACUGCAAUAAACUGCAGUGUCUGUAAUGUAAGACGCCUAAGACAGUGCUGCACGGGGACAGGAAGGACAGCUGAUCACCCUUGUAGUGGAAAAUGAAAUGUAAUCAUGUGUCCCCCAAGAUGUGAUCGAGAACUUGCAAAUGCCUUGGUGGAAGAGUGGAGUAACAUCUCAAAGCAAGAACUGACAAAUCCGGUGCAGUCAAUGAGGAUGAGCUGUACUUAAAGCAGCUGGUGAACACACCAGAUACUGACUGUUACUUUUGAUAUCGACCCCGACUUUGAUCAGGGACUCAUUAUUCCAUUUCUGUACAUCAAAGGUCUGUUAAACUUGUAUAGUUUAUGUCUCACUUGUUCAAUAUAUUUAUGUUAAUACAAAUAUUUAUACAUGUUAAGAAAUUUGCUGGAAAUAAAAGCAGUUGAAUGUGAGACAAUGUUUCUUUUUUUGCUGAGUAUACUGUAUAUUCAGUUGUAUAUUCCUUUUUUUAUUAUAGUUUUAAAAGUUUAGGCUAGGUGUUCUCUUGAAUGUACAACACAUCUUAAUUCAUACACUUGUCUGUCAUGCAACAAUGUUUUAAUAAACUUAAACUAAAACAA